Molecule: messenger RNA, 2754 nt
Organism: Anisakis simplex (herring worm)
Lineage: Eukaryota; Metazoa; Nematoda; Chromadorea; Rhabditida; Anisakidae
Source: the annotation of a GenBank genome assembly
AUGACAACUAAACAAAAUGUUUACACGUGUCUGCAUCAGCGUUCGAGAUUCAUCGAUGUAUUUCAGCGUGUCGGUGAAUAUAACAUCGGUAAAGCAAUUGGUAAAGGUAAUUUCGCAGUGGUACGUCUCGCUAAACAUUCUCUAUCAAAUACUCAGAUUGCCGUAAAAAUAGUGAACAAAAGCCGCCUCGAUGACGAUAGUAUGCAAAAAAUCGAUCGCGAGAUCCGCAUCCUAAAAACUCUUGUUCAUCCACAUAUUAUCAAAUUGUAUGAAGUUAUUAGAACCGAACAACAUAUUUACAUAGUAACCGAAUAUGCCAGUCAUGGUGAAGUAUUUGAAAUGCUAAUGGACAAAGGACGAGUGUGUGAAUCAGAAGCACGUCGUCUGUUCCAGCAAACGAGUUGCGCAGUUGCAUACUGUCAUUCGCAUCGAAUCGUGCAUCGUGAUCUCAAAGCUGAGAAUCUACUUCUUGACCUACAUAAUAAUGUCAAACUUAUUGAUUUUGGCUUCAGCAAUUUUCAGCAACCUCAGUCACUUCUUUCGACUUGGUGUGGUAGUCCCCCAUAUGCUGCACCAGAACUUCUCUUAGGCAAGGAAUAUGAUGGCAUGAAAGCGGAUGUAUGGAGUCUGGGUGUCAUUUUAUACAUCCUUGUAGCUGGUGGUUUUCCUUUUCCGGGUCAUUCGUUGGAUAAGCUCAAAUGUGCUGUUCUGGCCGGUCAACUCAAAAUCCCUUAUUGGGUUUCUGUUGAAUGUGCCGAUCUGAUAAGAAAGAUGUUAACGUUCCAUCCGGGCAAGAGAUAUAGUGUUGAGAACGUUGUUCAGCAUAGAUGGUUUGUGGCAGAGCAGUCACCUAAAAUGCAGCAGUUGAUUCACGAAAGCGUUAGCAGUGGAUUGCAUCCCGAUACGCUUUCAUCACCUCGACUCAACCCCACCGUUUUGCUUUUCAUGCAGCAGCACACCAAAUGCACCGAAGAGCAAAUCGUCGAGGAAGUGAAAAAGAAGAAUUAUGAGUGCUCGAUAUUCGCCACCUAUGAAUUGUUAUGCGAUAAAGUGCGUGAAUUGUCACUCGAUGAAGCGAACAGUGAGUUGUGUACAACAUCCUCUACACAACCAAGACGUGGUUCGCGUGGUUCGAUUGUGAGUGGUAAAGCUAAUAUUGAAAUUCAGCAUUCUACACCGACCAUAUCUGCACAUCACCUUGCUAAACUGAGUCUUUCAACAAAUACAGAUGAUACGGUUGGUUUUAUAGAUUACACUGCGUUCAGCAGUAUAAUGGUACUGAUAUGUGAAUUGAAGGAAUCAGAACGAAGUGAUGAUGCAUCAUCGGAUAUAGAUGAUACAGCAGCAUCAAGCUCUUCGGCUGCAUGCUCGUGGGUGAAGCGUCAUGCAGUGCAGUUGGGUACAGUGGUAGGCAUUGACCAAGCACAAGCAUGUUCCUCUGCUGCUGCGUCCGUAUUCCCAACGAAUAAUCGUUCUGAAACCAGACGUCACACUCUGUGUGCUGCUGAUCCGACAAUACCAUUUCAAACACUCUUACUAACACAACAAAUGGCGGCAGAUUCGCGUCUGGCUAAUGAGGCUGCAGCACACGCGGCUGUUGCCACAGCAGCUCUAGUGGCGCAUUCGGCUGUCAAUCCUUUCGUUAACACCACUCUACCCACCAAUCUCAUUCCUUUCAAUCAUUUGGCGUUAUAUAACACUUCGAACCCUACAUUACCACUUCAAUCGUUAGAAAGACGUGCGAGUGCAGGUGAGGCAAUGUUCGGUGUAAAUGGUUAUGAACAAUUACUAAGUACGAGUCAACAGACAGCAACAAGACAGAUUUUGAAUGGUUUUGACAACUUGCAAGCGAUUGGUCGAUGUACAUCAUCCUCACAAACACCCAGUAGUCGAUUGACGUCUGUACUUACUGUUGAGGAGGAAGGUGAAAGGUAUCUAAACCAGUUGGGAACCACCAAAAGAAAUACAGUGCAUUGUAUAAGUGGUACUGAUGGGCCAUGUUCCACAUCUCGGUUUAUGCGUAGUCCGUAUUCGAAGCAGAGUAAUGGUUCUGAACGUCGUAGUAGUUGGACGUCGUCAACACAGCAUGCCUCAUUAGUCACUCCUCAACAACAGGCUCAGUUAGAAAGGUUGUAUAAGCAGACAGUUGCGGGAGGUAGUGAUCAACUUAACGCCAUCCAACAAUUACAACGAGAGUUCCAACAGCUGAGAGCAAGCACACAGAUUUCGCCAGUUACAACGCGAGCAGCAUCAUCAUUACUGGAUUCGUCGUGUUCUUUACAAUGUGCUCCUCGCAUCAGCAUCACAGAUGAAAAUAAUUGUUGUCUUACACAACCUUCUUCAUCAGCCACCUUCGAUCCCGUUUCAGUAUUUGAAAAACAACGACCUGCAACGGCAAUUGGUUUCUCGUCGAUGCCAGAUUCUUCUUGUUCUCCUGAACGACGUUUUGAAACAAGUGCAAAGUCAAUAGUGAGUUCACUGGAAAGUAGUCAGGUUUUAACUCGGCUGCGUAGUGCACUCGAUACGUUGAAUAUCACAUAUGAAGAAUGUGGAACGUGUUCAUUAGCCAGCGAGACACGUCGAAUCUGUGUGGACAGUGCUGAUGGAGGUCGUGUUGAAAUCGAUGUCAGUGCAAUGCCGUUAUCCAUCAAUCAGAUUAAGAGCAAGGUGGAUUUUAUUUGUUCGGGUGUCGAUUUACUGGGCUGCAGUCAUCUGUGUUCACAACUCAUCAGUAAGCUCAAUUUACCGACCUGA